AAGAGAGCGAGAAAGAUGUGAACGUCGUAGUUUUUUUCUUCUGUUAACGAUAAUCACGUCCUGUACGGUAUUCAGUUGUUGCGGGGUUCAGACCACAAAUACUUAGGCUAUUCCCGGGAGCUCACGGCAACGGUGGAAUUUACCCCAGGCACGUCGCUGGUGCACGAGGCUCUGCAGUCAUCGACACACGGUCCCAGGAUUUCUCUCACCGCUCUCCUGUCCUCUCUCCCCAUCUUCUUUUCAGUUUUCUUCGCAGUGAGGGAUGAAACGCUCUGUCAGCUGACAUUUUUACUGCAGCAGCUGCGUGAACAGACCAAUGGAGCAAUGACGUGUGUCGGCAGAACAGUGUGACUGUACGAAGAGAACCGGGAGGUGACUGGCUGACCCAGGGAGGAGAGAGACAUAUUCUGAGACAAACACACACAAAAAACUGAGCAGGGCUGUGUGAGUGUGUGUUAAACUCUCAGACGGAGUCCUGAUCUAAACCGAACGCCGACACUCCCACAUGUCUCCCCCGUCUCCCCCCACCCCUAUCCUCUCUCUGCCCUCCUAUCUACUGUGUGUCCUCUCCAUGUUCCUGUUCCUGUCCAGACUGAGGGGCAUCCUCCCCCCUCUCCUCUCCCUUGUCCUGUCCCUCCCCCCUGCUGCUAGCCAGUCAGUCAUCACCACGUCCCAGGGCAGACUGAGGGGUCAGUUGACCCCCCUGCCUUCUGACCUGCUGGGCCCUGUGGUCCAGUACUUGGGGGUCCCCUACGCCCGCCCCCCAACCGGGGAGAGACGCUUCCAGCCCCCCGAGCCCCCACUGUCCUGGCCAGGGGUGAGGAACGCCACCCAGUUCUCCCCCGUCUGUCCCCAGCCUGUAGAGGAACACAGCCUGUUGACAGAGAUGUUACCUCUCUGGUACUCUGCCAAUCUGGACAUAGCCAGCGCAUACCUGGCACAGCAGAGUGAAGACUGCCUCUACCUCAAUAUAUACGUCCCUACUGAGGAAGACAUCCACGAUGAGGGCGGUCUGCGGCCAGUGAUGGUGUAUGUCCAUGGAGGUUCUUAUUCUGAAGGGAGCGGCAACAUGAUGGACGGCAGUGUCCUCGCUAGCUAUGGAAACGUCAUUGUCAUCACAAUCAACUACAGGCUGGGAGUACUGGGAUUCCUCAGUAUGGGUGACCAGGCAGCUAAAGGCAACUAUGGUCUGUUGGACCAGAUCCAGUCUCUGCGCUGGGUGAAGGAGAACAUUGCUGCAUUCAGCGGAGACCCAGACAGAGUCACUGUGUUUGGCUCCGGGGCUGGAGCCUCCUGUGUCAGCCUACUAACUCUGUCCCACUACUCUGAGGCAUGCUGUGUAUCAGAUCUGUUCCAGAAGGCGAUCAUCCAGAGUGGGACAGCCCUGUCCAGCUGGGCGGUCAACUACCAGCCAGGGAAGUAUGCAAGGCUGCUGGGGGACAAGGUGGGCUGCAGCCUGGAGGACUCAUCAGAGCUCAUCGUCUGUCUGCAGGGGAAGACCUACCAGGAGCUGGUGGAACAGAAUAUCACUCCAGCUAAAUACCACACCGCCUUCGGACCUGUCAUCGACGGUGAUGUCAUCCCUGAUGACCCCCAGAUACUCAUGGAGCAGGGAGAGUUCCUCAACUAUGACAUCAUGCUGGGUGUGAACCAGGGGGAGGGGCUUCAGUUUGUUGACGGGAUGGUGGACAGUGAGGAUGGUGUCUCCAGCGACGAUUUUGACUUUGCCGUGUCGGACUUCGUGGACAGUCUCUACGGCUACCCAGAGGGGAAGGACACGCUGAGAGAGAGCAUCAAGUUCAUGUACACAGACUGGGCCGACCGGGAGAACCCUGAAACGCGGCGGAAGACGCUAGUCGCGUUGUUCACUGAUCACCAGUGGGUGGCGCCGGCGGUGGCCACAGCAGACCUCCAUGCCCAGUACGGAUCGCCAACAUAUUUCUACUCCUUCUACCACCACUGUCAGAGUGACGCGUCGCCCGCCUGGGCUGACUCCGCCCAUGGAGAUGAGGUGCCGUAUGUGUUUGGUCUGCCGCUGAUCGGCCCCACGGACCUCUUCAACUGUAACUUCUCUAAGAACGAUGUGAUGCUCAGCGCCGUGGUCAUGACAUACUGGACCAACUUCGCCAAGACAGGAGAUCCUAACCAGCCGGUGCCCCAGGACACCAAGUUCAUCCACACCAAACCCAACCGUUUUGAGGAGGUGGCCUGGGCCAAGUACACUCCCAAGGAACAGCUGUACCUGCACAUCGGCCUGAAGCCACGCGUCAGAGACCACUACAGAGCCGCCAAGACAGCUUUCUGGCUACAGCUGGUGCCCCACCUCCACAACAUCAACGAGUUGCUGCAGUAUGUGUCCUCUGCAACCCACAGCCCUCCCCAGGACACCACCCCCCACUCCUACACCAAGCGGCUGUCUAAAGGCCUGGGCCUGGGUAGCACGCGACACCCCAACCCCAACCCCCCUGCCACGCCCCAGGCUCCAGCACUGCAGGGGGAGGAGCUGCAGGUCCCCCACCCCGUCAUGGAGGACUACUCCACUGAGCUGAGUGUUACCAUCGCAGUGGGAGCCUCACUCCUUUUCCUCAACAUCCUGGCCUUUGCAGCUCUGCUCUACAAGAAGGACAAACGCAAGAUGGAACACCGGAGGCUGCCACGCCCACCUCCACGCCGUGACAUCAUGAACGCUGACAUCACACACCAACUGCAGGGGGAGGGACUUCUGAAGCAGCUGGAGGCUGAGGCUCUGCACCAACACAACACGCUGGAGAUACACGACACACACAACAUACACCACACACUGGAGGCUCUGGACACGCUGGACACACAGGACAUCUACAACACUCUGGACACCCUGCGACUGACCUGUCCACCUGACUACACCCUGACCCUGAGACGCUCCCCUGACGACGUGCCCCUGAUGACCCCCAGGUCCCUGCCCAUGACCCCUGGUUCUCACCCUGCCACCCCCAUGACCCCUGGAUCUGUUGUGGGGGUGCAGCCCAUGCAGGGCUAUAGUCCUUACAGUAACACUCACCUGCCCCAUACACACACGCACACACACCCCAACACACACACACAUUCUACCACACGUGUAUAACCACAGACAGAGAUGGGGCAGAACGAUGCAGGAUAGUUUCUCCAGCACCUAAGAUGGCGGAAUGAUCCAGUGUGCCGUGUUGCAUGAAUAGAACAAUGAGGGAGCGGAAGUGAUGAACUCUGGGAGAUUAAGUAAUGUGCAUCAGUAAAAAGAACAUUAUAAAUGAGAACGUCCAAUAUGGCUGUCAAUUUGGUCCAUACAUCAUGGAAACAUUGCUUCUAUAAGCUGCGUCCGAAAUGGCUGAAGUUGCCAUGUGACUCGCCCUGGAGCGGGGCUGCUGUGAUGUCCAGAUCAGACUACUGACUGAACCCUCUGGGAACAACUUGAAGAACCUGUGAAAUGUGAAUGUAGAAUAUUUCAAUUGCAAUGAAAUCCUUCAGAGGAUCAAUGUUCCCUGUAGCUCUGUGCUCAGCCAGGCCAGGGAUGUAGUCUGAAGGACAGACAGACACACAGACAGACAGAGAACAACAGAUGGACAGGGGCAGAGACAGACUGUAUUCAUAGCACCUGGGACAAAUUCCUCUGAAUGGUUCAACAAUAACAAGUUCAACGGUCCGAAGAUCUACCAACCAGCAGUCUGUUCAAAUAUGUAAAUAACUUGUAAACAUAAUGGGGAAAAGAUGGUAAGAUUUAAAGCUUUUACUGUUUUAUUGCAUUCAAAUAUGUUAUUUAACGACCGUAGGUUUUAAUUUGAGUUGAUUAUAAAUGUAUAGGUCCCCAGAAAAAGAUGUAACUUGACGCUUGACUAACCCUGACCACAUCUAACAAGAUGUAAACCCUGACCCUAACACUAACCCUGACCACAUCUAACAAGAUGUAAACCCUGACCCUAACACUAACCCUGGCCACAUCUAACAAGAUGUAAA
Messenger RNA from Oncorhynchus gorbuscha (pink salmon), 3966 nucleotides. Its product is annotated as neuroligin-4, X-linked-like. Gene Ontology annotation, molecular function: neurexin family protein binding; signaling receptor activity. The transcript is spliced from 9 exons. The coding region runs from base 506 to 3100 and encodes 864 amino acids. NCBI's taxonomy places the organism in Eukaryota, Metazoa, Chordata, Actinopteri, Salmoniformes, Salmonidae. Gene Ontology annotation, cellular component: cell surface; synapse; postsynaptic specialization membrane. Gene Ontology annotation, biological process: postsynaptic membrane assembly; presynaptic membrane assembly; synaptic vesicle endocytosis. The record is from RefSeq and is a predicted model, not a curated record.